AUGGAGAAACCCCCUCAAGCCCAUGGCCCCGGCAACGAGCCGGGUCAACUCUCUGCUGAAGCCGGAGCCAACAUCGCGACUGUCACCUCGCGUCGGAGCUUAAGCCGGAGCGUAUCUCGGCCGAGUGCCAUCAUCGACACGCCUCCCGACGGAGGCUUGCGGGCAUGGAUGGUUGUCCUUAGCACUCAUCUUGUAGUGAUGAAUACCUGGGGCGUUGCCAACUCGUUUGGCGUUUUCCAGCCGUACUUCACCACUCUUUUUGAUCGUCCACAAUCCGACGUAGCAUGGAUUGGCUCUUUUGAAGUCUUUCUCCUGUUCUUCGUUGGCACCUUCACCGGUCGCUGGACUGAUAUGGGGUUCUUCCGUCCACUGUUUGUGGUUGGCUUCGUUCUUGUGGUUUUGGGGAUGAUUGCUGCGUCAUUCUGCACCACUUACUGGCAAUUCUUCCUCGCACAGGGCAUUUGUCUUGGUCUUGGCAACGGCUGCCUCUUUUGCCCGACUAUGGCUGUGACCUCUACAUAUUUCGCAAAGCGUCGGUCGCUUGCGUUUGGUGUCACCGCGGCGGGGGCUACAGUUGGCGGCCUGGCAUUCCCUAGCAUGGUUCGACAACUGCUACCCCAGAUCGGUCUUGGCUGGACCAUGCGGACGAUAGCCCUCAUUCAGUUGAUUACCUUGGCCAUCGCCGGAAUUCUCAUCAAGACAAGAAUACCCCCUCGACAGGCUGCGCCAUUGGUUGAAUGGUCCGCUUUCAAACAGUCUGACUACAGUUUCUACGCCACGGGUGCCUUCCUGUGCUUCUGGGGCAUCUACUUUGCUUUUCAUUACAUAGCUGCAUUCUCCCGCGACAUCAUGGGACUGUCUUAUAUUGAUUCAUUGGACCUCCUCUUGGUCCUAAACGGCGUUGGCGCUUUUGGCCGAAUCAUACCAAGUCAAAUCGGCGACAUGGUGGGGACGAUCAAUGUGUUUGCACCCAUGGCAUUUCUCACAAGCUUGAUCAUGUACUGUUGGAUGGGAGUUGGCAGCACUACGGGGUUGUAUGUAUGGGCGGUAUUCUAUGGGUUCUCAGUCGGCGCGGUCCAAGCUAUGUUCCCGGCGGUGUUGAGCAGCUUGACCACGGAUCCGCAGAGACAAGGCACUCGCAUGGGCAUGGUUUUUACAAUUGUCAGCUUCGCAAGCCUAACGGGAUCUCCCAUUGCCGGCGCAAUCAUUGACGCGCAAGGAGGCAAGUAUGCUGGAGCACAAGGGUUUGCGGGAACUUGCCUUCUUCUAGGCAUGGCAUGUGUUCUUGCGGCUCGAGUCUGCAAGACGAGAAAGAUGGGUGUUGGCGCGUUUGCAUGGGUCAAAGUCUGA
Messenger RNA from Colletotrichum karsti, 1350 nucleotides. RefSeq names its product major facilitator superfamily transporter. Gene Ontology annotation, molecular function: transmembrane transporter activity. The coding region runs from base 1 to 1350 and encodes 449 amino acids. Gene Ontology annotation, biological process: transmembrane transport. The transcript has 4 exons. Lineage: Eukaryota; Fungi; Ascomycota; Sordariomycetes; Glomerellales; Glomerellaceae. Gene Ontology annotation, cellular component: fungal-type vacuole membrane. The record is from RefSeq and is a predicted model, not a curated record.